Molecule: messenger RNA, 859 nt
Organism: Thecamonas trahens ATCC 50062
Lineage: Eukaryota; Apusomonadida; Apusomonadidae
Exons: 1
Coding region: 346-681 (111 amino acids)
Source: RefSeq, a predicted model, not a curated record
ACGGUCGCCACCCCCAAGCACACGCGGCACAAAGGCGAAAGAUAGGGGAGGGAGAGAGGGGAGGGAGCGAGAGAGCGAGAGAGAGACUGUUGCGCGAGAAUAUAUACCCUGCCCUGGGUGGGUGGGGCGACAAGUGUGCUGCCUGUCAGGUCAGGUGACCGACCAGCUUGGGUGCAGGCACGUUCUAAUCUCUUCCAGCAGGAGAGGCCAGAUGCUAUUCGGCAUGCCGACGACCACGACGACUACCCGAGUGGUUGUCAAAGAUCGUCGGCACAUAGUCGCCCGGAAGCACAUUGGUUGUUUAUGCAACGGGCGUGCAUAACUUGAACAACGCUCCGAUCACUCAUGCACUGCAUAGACAACCAUCCCCCGCGAGCCAGUGACGAUGAACAAGCGUGGGCCAUCAUACAUCACCGCUAUCAGCAUCGAUCCGGCGAGAACACUUGCACAGCUUCCGUGACUCUGGAUUCUCGCGCGCAUCGACGACGCGGCCUGGGACGGCCUAGCCAACUGUGGGCUCAUAGUCAAAGACAUCGUGGUAGGCGCGACACAUGGCACACGCUGUCCACUCUGGGCGCGAGAGGCAGCCGAGCUUGCGAGCAAGCUCUACUAGUUUGGGCUGCACAUUCGCCUCCUUCCCACUCUAGUGCGAGCGCCACUCUUCAUCAGUCAUGGCGUUGAGAAAGGCGGUGAGAUCGGCGGGUUCCGGAACGUCUAGGACAUCUACGAACGAGUUGAUUGCGGUGGACAGCCUCGGCUGUUGUUGGAGCAGUCUUGGUUGGCGAGGCUCUCUCAGCUGGCGAUGCCGUCCGUCCUCACAGGACCAAGAGCAUCACAGCCACCCAGAAACAAAACAAAA